Messenger RNA from Yamadazyma jaroonii, 1533 nucleotides. The record is from the annotation of a GenBank genome assembly. Lineage: Eukaryota; Fungi; Ascomycota; Pichiomycetes; Serinales; Debaryomycetaceae.
AUGAGCUCAGAAGUGAAAGUAGAGGAUAAGAGUGAAGUAGUGGUUGAUGAACACAAGGAAGUGAUUGAAUCAGUCAAUGCUGAUGAAGUAGAGGUGGCGGGUUCCGAGGAUGUUGCUACUGAGCAAGAAGUUUCGGAGCCAAUACAAGAACCUACUGAAAAAUCAGAAACAAUUGGAAAUGCAACAGAAUCUAAUGAUUUAGAAGGUAAACCUACUGAAAAAGGGCCAGAACAAAUAGAAGAGAUUUCCGAAGCAACUGAUGAACAAUCAGGACAAACUGGUCAACAAUUCGAACCAACUGACCAAAAAACUGAACAGACAAACCAAUCCGAUCCAAAAGAGAACCAACCAGAAGAUAUACCUCAAUUAUCAGAUGAUGACAUUGAAGUAGAUUCAGAUUCCGAGUCCGAGUCCGAGUCAAGUGAUUCUGAUGUCUCAGAUAACGACUCAGACUCGGAUUAUCAUGAUGAAGAUGAAGAACCAGAAUCUAACAAACCCAUCACAUCCAAAAAUGAAGUUCUCAAUGAGCAAGCUCCGAGAUUGCCUGAAAACUAUACCAAAGAAAACAAAGCCAUUGAAUAUUUAGGUGAGGUGACAUCAUUCAUUGAUUCCUCAAUCAUUAUUCAAGGGUCUAUAUCGGGGGAAUUCAGAAUUUUGAAAGACUCUUCCAUUUUGUGUACUGAAACCACUGUUCUUGGGCCCAUUUUCGAAAUUUUCGGUAGUUUGAAAAAGCCUAUCUAUAGAAUUAAGUUCAACGAUGACGAUUUGGAAACCUAUGAAUCGAUUAAGCAACAAGUAACUAAAGGUGAUAAAGUAUUCUAUGUUGUCAAUGAUUCUCAAUUUGUCUAUACUGACAGUAUCAAAGGUAAAGGAUCGGAUGCUUCAAAUUUUAAUGACGAAGAGAUUCCUGAAGAUGAACAAGAGUUUUCUGAUGAUGAACAAGAGAUGAUGGCAAAGAGGAAGAGAAAAGGAAAGAAAAACGAUAAGAAAGACAAAAAACCUAAAGUGGCUAAAGAACCAAUACCUUAUCAACCUCCUCAAUACACCCAACCACAAAUUUCACAACAGGCUUCACAACCUCCACAGUCACAACCACAACCUUACUCCCAACCUCAAGCUUACGCUCAACCCCAAUCAUAUGGCCAACCCCAAGCUUACGGACAGCCUCAACCAUACAAUCCACAACCUCAAUCCUACAACCAACCACAAGCUUACAACACAUUCCCUCAACACAUUCCUCAACCAGCAUAUGGUCAACCUUAUGGACAAUAUCAACACUUCAACCAAUUUCCUAACUAUCAACAACCCCAAUUCCAGCAAUAUCCUCAACCUCAAUAUAAUCAGUAUGGACAAUAUCCUCCUCAACAAUAUUCCCAAUUUCCUCCUCAAUAUGGCCAACCUAUGAAUGCUAACGACACUAACCAACAAUUGAAUGCUGCGUUGUCUAAUGCUUCACCAGAGCAAAUUCAAAUGGUCCAACAAUUACUUAAAAACCAACAGAACCAAAAUCAACAAAACCAAAACCAACAAUAG